This is a messenger RNA of Carassius carassius (crucian carp), 1977 nucleotides long. RefSeq names its product tyrosine-protein phosphatase non-receptor type substrate 1. The coding region runs from base 137 to 877 and encodes 246 amino acids. Gene Ontology annotation, cellular component: external side of plasma membrane. Gene Ontology annotation, biological process: immune response; negative regulation of T cell proliferation; cellular response to lipopolysaccharide. The transcript is spliced from 3 exons. The record is from RefSeq and is a predicted model, not a curated record. Lineage: Eukaryota; Metazoa; Chordata; Actinopteri; Cypriniformes; Cyprinidae.
UACAUGCUGUCAGCAUGGAGAAAAUUCCCCUAUACAUAGUCAGAGACCGAGAGCACUUUCUUCUCUACUUUCACAUCUCUUUCCUCUUCCAAACAGCACACAUCUAACAGCUUCCAGCUCUAUUCUAAGAGUGAAGAUGUUUGUCCUAAUGCCAUUUUUAAUUAUUCUCUUGACAUCGGACUACAGCAAAGGUGAAGUAAAGAUGCUUCCUUUAGACCACCAGACAGUGAAUUGCAAUGAGAGGACUGUCUUAAAAUGCAGAGUCAGCUCAUCAAUGCCACUGAAUAUUGUUAAAGUGUACUGGAAGAAACAAGACGAGAGAGAUUUCGAAUGUGAUCCAGAAUCCAGAAACAACCCUCCAGGAUUUGAGUGCAACUACACAGGGGAAGCACUGACAUUAACCAUCUCAAAUCUCACACCAGCAAACAUGGGCACGUACUUUUGCUGUAUAAGGACAGACUCCGGACAUGGAAAAGACAAAAUUGACGUGUCUAUAGGACAAUGCCCUGGAGAAUUCUCCAACCCGAUGGCUGGACCUGAACAAGUGCAGUGUAGCUUCAGUGGUGUGUACCCAAAGGCCAUGAUAAACUGGUAUCAUUAUGAAAAAAACCUGACUUCCAACUCUACAACCACAAGCCUGGAGAACUCUGAUGGAACGUUCAACAUCACAAGUGUCCUCAACACCCAGGACAAACAUAAGAGAUAUAACUGCUCACUGUGGUCACUCAAACACGGACGAUACAGUGAUCAAGAGAUUGAAGUGGAAGAUCAAGCCAAAUUCAGUCCUGUUAGCGGGAUCAGCUCACAACUUUGUUUAUCAUGGGCUCUUAUCCUUCUCAGCCUGAUGUUUUCAUCGAGAGCCUGUUUGUCUUUAUAAUCUUUACAUAACAACUAGGGCUGGGCAAGUUAAUGUGUUAUUAUUGCUUUAAAUGAUCAAUGCCGAUAACAGUUUUUUUAUUAUUAUGAAAGUCUGCUACUCACUGCCACUGAAUACACAUAAAGACAAAUCAUGGGUCACCGCAUCAGCAUUCACAAACAGAUAAUUAUGCAACAAGCUCAUAAUCACGACUUCAUAAAUAGGAAAUAGGAAGUUUCCGAUAACACGUGAAGACAGCAGAGAAGCGCUUGCUCAGCACGGUUGGAGGGCAUUGUUUUGUUAACUUUCUGAAAACUGUUUACAAUAGAAAUGUUUAGCGAGUGAUAGUAACAGACUAUCUAGUGAUGCAAAAACUACUGAACCUGUGAUGAAAUUCACCGUUUUGAAUUGAAAAUAUUCGAUAGGCCCUUUUCAUAGCAAUACUUUUAAAUGAAAAAAGUGCACAAUAUACUACUUUUGAAUGCAUUGUUAGUUUAGUGAAUAACAAUGCAAUUAAUUGCAGACAAUCAUGCAAUUAAUCAUGAUUUUUUUUUUUAUUAUUGUCAUUACCCAGCACUAAUAAUAACCCAACCCCACUUUCACAAGACCUGACAACAAAACCAAAUAUCUGGAGUUUCAUAAAUAGAAUUUGCCAAACAAAUUGAUCAUCUAUUCAAUAUAGGGGUAGACCUUUUGCCUGACGUGUGGUAGGUCUGGAUGUAAUGAAAGACCAGUGAAUCCCUAAAGACAUGGCCACUUAAUAUGGCAGUUAAGUGACAUUUGACCCUCAACUUCAAGACAUGACUUGAUUUAUUGGGUUCAUAUGAAAAACCCAAACUAUUUCAAACAGCACUUUGAAAAUGUAUAUAUACCCAUUCUUUACGCUAAAUAAUGUAUGACCUCCAAUGUAUUGAAAGAGUACACUGAAUAUACAGUAAAAAUGGUGAAAAGCUUAGCCAUUUUAGUGUCAUUUAGAUACAGUUAUAGUUUUUAAAAAAUAGUUUGAAUACGUUUUUAUUUGUAUAUUUUGCAUUUUCAUGUAAUUUUUUGUUCAAGUCUAUUUGUUUAAAUUUAUUUGUUUUUUUGUCAUUUUAUUGUCUCUAAUGUCUAUAUGGUUGUAU